Cladocopium goreaui is the source of this 1687-nucleotide messenger RNA. The record is from the annotation of a GenBank genome assembly. Lineage: Eukaryota; Dinophyceae; Suessiales; Symbiodiniaceae.
CACACGAGCAAAGCCCGUGCGUGCUCCUACGUAGCUGCGCCAUGGCCGGGUAAUGGGUGAGCAACUGCUGGAAAUGAGUCGUUGCUCAUCCAAGAACUCAACAGGUAGCACUGUGCCAAUCUACACGCUGGAAGCGAGUCAUUUGCGAAGAUCUGCGAGGGGCCUAAAAUGGGAAGCUCCACGUCUUCGAGAUCAGGAUGAUUCACGGGGAGUCACAAAGCAAGAAGCUUUUUGUUGGAUCCUCUAUGGUUCAUCAAACGCCAGUACAGUCAUGCGCUUUGCGCGGGGCGAGCCUGCAUCGCAUCUCACGGAUUUGUUGCUGGCGUUGUUUACCUAUUGGAGCCUUUACUCUGCUUCUGCAGAUUACUCCACACGUUUCAAUGCAGAUGGAUUAGACCAUCGGAUAUUCUACAUGUUGUUGGCCAUCUCCAUCUUCGUGAUGGAUGUGAACUGGACAGGUGACAUCUUAGCAUCUGGAAAUGCGGCUGCACGAUCCAUGCACUUGUCUUGUUUGGCGGGGUGCUAUUUGCUGAUCGGCAUCAUGCACGCAAGAGUUGCUCUGUGUCUUCGAAGCUGUCGCAAGUUUGCGGUGUAUCACAUGCUGCUGAACGCUGCCAGCGUGGGCUUUUACUUGGUCGCGGCCCGUAGCUCUGAAGAACACUGUGAGGUGCUAUGCUGGCUGGGAUGCGCCCUCUUUCUAUUGAGGACCUAUGGCAUUCCCAUCGACCAGAACAUCAACCAGAUUACGAAGCAGAGAAAUGCGCAAGACUACAUCAAUCGUGCACAGUCCGUGAUGAUCACUACUUUGGCUUUGGUGGUGAAGUGUGUGGUCAAAGGAGUAAAGCCAGGUGAAAUCCACAUGGGGAACUGUGACCUCCUGUUGCUGUCGCUGGUGCUAGUGUUGCUCAUCAAGCUGCUGAUGUUUGAUGUGCACAUCGCAGAUACGAAGUGGCAUGCGGUGAGAUGUUUGUCCAGCUGGCGUCCCACCUUCUUCCUGAGUUUGGUGCCCGUGGCCAUGGCGGGAGUGAUGAUGAUGGCGGCAGGAUGUUUCUUGAUCUUGGACCUGGAGUUUCAGGACUACGAUCGCCGUUCAGCCAAACGAUUCGAUCAAAAGGCUGGGCGAAAUUUCAGUUGCGGUUUCGGUUUGAUGUUGGUGGCGGUGACGAUCAUGCGAUUGUUGCACAACCGCCCUGAACUGCCCAGCGUGCCCGCGCCCUCGCGGUCCGCCCGGCGCAUCACCCGGAUGUGGCAGGUUCAGGUGGUAGUGCAGCUGGUUUUAGCCGUGAUUUCCUUCAACCACUCCAGCGACACCACUGGACGCGAUGGACUCUACCGCUCAGUGAAACUGACCGCCUUUUUGGUGCUGUUGAACCUGCUGGAUGAAAUGGAAGAGUUGGGUCACUAUAGUGGGAACUGGAAAGUGGUUCGCACAGUGUGCCUGCUGGAUGGGAUCACCAGAUACAUGACGCAUGAGGAAGAGGUCCCCUCCGCAAGCGGAUCUUCCAAAGGAUCUGACGAUGUGUCUGGUCCCAGUGAUCCCGGGACACUCGACGGACUCGAGAGCCGGGGCAAUACCAAGAAAGUUCAGAAAGCCAAUUGUGCCUGGAGUAAUUCGGUCAUGCCUCUUGCAGCAGUGUGAAGCCUGAAAUCUGCGGUGAGAAUUUAUGUUGCGUUUUGCUUCUUGGUU